Aureobasidium musti is the source of this 864-nucleotide messenger RNA. The record is from the annotation of a GenBank genome assembly. NCBI's taxonomy places the organism in Eukaryota, Fungi, Ascomycota, Dothideomycetes, Dothideales, Saccotheciaceae.
AUGGGUCGACCUAGGAAACGCAAAAUAGGAGAGAGCGGCCAGCCAGCCAAUGGAUCUACCCAGGAAGCAAGCCAACAGACAUCUUCUGUCGAGUCUAGUGUCUUUGACAGUGCAGUUGAAUUCAAUUCGCUUGCCGACCAGAUCAACUUUCCCGAUAUGGACUUGCCUAGUCUGGACACCAUCAACGAUAAUAUUCUCCUCGCUGCAUCUGCUAUAGUUCCUACGCCGGUCCAGUCAUGCGCCUGCCUUUCCAGCAUAUAUCUAACGCUUGAGAACUUACGUUCUAUGGAUACUAUCGACUUUCCUUCCAGCCUACACUGUCUUCGCGAUGCGCUGCAUACAAGCAAACUGUGUGUUGAUUGUCAGGUCUGUCCAUUGCAAUACCUCACAGCUACACAGAACGCACAGCUCCUUGGCACUUUGUUACUUUCCAUGUCUGAGCGAUACCAUAAAGUCCUCAAGGCAAUUGCCUUGGAAACGACGGAUGCCCAAGAGACAGGUCGAAUGAAGAGUCUUCACAUCAGUAGUCCCGAAACACCCAAGACAAGACAUGAAAAUGUUGGCGGCAUAGAUUCGAAUGACCCUCUAGUGCUCGAGCUGCCACCUUUGGAGUGGAGAAAGCUAGCAAGAAGGGUUGUGCACGCCGAGAUUUAUGGCACUUCUGAUACCGGCCGUAUCAGCUUCAUGUCGGUCUUGACAAGUUUGGAAGAAAGACAGGCUCGUUGGCACACGAUGGAGCCAACUGAGGAUUGCCCUGAUCCAGAUCGAAGAAGACACGAUAUGCAUGACCAUAACAAUAAUCCCAUGUGCCUGAUGAUGGCGCGUGAAGCGAAGAAGCUUGCAAACCGCUUCGACUUCAGCUGA